Messenger RNA from Mandrillus leucophaeus (drill), 1521 nucleotides. RefSeq names its product G protein-coupled receptor 55 (gene GPR55). The record is from RefSeq and is a predicted model, not a curated record. Gene Ontology annotation, biological process: phospholipase C-activating G protein-coupled receptor signaling pathway; positive regulation of Rho protein signal transduction. Gene Ontology annotation, cellular component: membrane. NCBI's taxonomy places the organism in Eukaryota, Metazoa, Chordata, Mammalia, Primates, Cercopithecidae. Gene Ontology annotation, molecular function: G protein-coupled receptor activity. The coding region runs from base 192 to 1151 and encodes 319 amino acids. The transcript has 2 exons.
CAGGCCUGGAGGAGAAAUGACAUCUCAGCCUUCUCCGCCACACCGGACCACCAACAGUUGUGAUUCAGUGGGCACGAAUUGCUGUAUGAUGCUGGGGAGGUGUUUGUGAUUCUUGACAAAGUCAUUUGAAUCUAUCGCUUCAAGAGAGUGAAAGGAGCCCCGUCUGAUCUGUUGGUGUUGUAGGAAGAAACAUGAGUCAGCCAAACACCAGUGGUGACUGCCUGUUUGAUGGCGUCAAUGAGCUGAUGAAAAGCCUACAGUUUGCAGUCCACAUCCCCACCUUCGUCCUGGGCCUGAUCCUCAACCUGCUGGCCAUCCAUGGCUUCAGCACCUUCCUUAAGAACAGGUGGCCCGAUUAUGCUGCCACCUCCAUCUACAUGAUCAACCUGGCAGUCUUUGACCUGCUGCUGGUGCUCUCCCUCCCAUUCAAGAUGUCCCUGUCCCAGGUACAGUCCCCCUACCCGUUCCUGUGCACCCUGGUGGAGUGCCUUUACUUCGUCAGCAUGUACGGAAGCGUCUUCACCAUCUGCUUCAUCAGCAUGGACCGGUUCUUGGCCAUCCGGUACCCACUCCUGGUCAACCACCUCCGGUCCCCCAGGAAGAUCUUUGGGAUCUGCUGCACCAUUUGGGUCCUGGUGUGGACUGGGAGCAUCCCUAUCUAUAGUUUCCAUGGGAAAGUGGAAAAAUACAUGUGCUUCCACAACAUGUCUGACGAUACCUGGAGUGCCAAGGUCUUCUUCCCACUGGAGGUGUUUGGCUUCCUCCUUCCCAUGGGCAUCAUGGGCUUCUGCUCCUCCAGGAGCAUCCACAUCCUGCUGGGCCGCCGAGACCACACCCAGGACUGGGUGCAGCAGAGAGCCUGCAUCUACAGCAUCGCAGUCAGCCUGGCUGUCUUCGUGGUCUCCUUCCUCCCAGUCCACCUGGGGUUCUUCCUUCAGUUCCUGGUGAGAAAUGGCUUUAUCGUAGAGUGCAGAGCCAAGCAGAGCAUCAGCUUCUUCUUGCAAUUGUCCAUGUGUUUCUCCAACGUCAACUGCUGCCUGGAUGUUUUCUGCUACUACUUUGUCAUCAAAGAAUUCCGCAUGAACAUCAGGGCCCACCGGCCUUCCAGGGUCCAGCUGGUCCUGCAGGACACCACGAUCUCUCGGGGCUAACAGAAGGACAUCCUGUUCAGGGGAAGGAAGCCCUGGCCCUGAAUUCUAGUAACGGAUAUUGCGUUCCAGGGUUUUGAUGUGGAGGGAUGAUCCACGCCAUCUUUACUGAUGUGCUUCCCUUUGAUGCCCAUUGAGUGCUAGCUUUGCUCAUUGUACCCCAAAGACCUUUUUUCCAGUGCCCAGACAGCUCCACAUAUACCACCCAGUGUUCAGGGAUCUCUGAAGAACCCACAAACCAGGUCAAUUACUGAUUUCUAAGUCCGAAAACUAUACAGCAGAAGAAUUGAGAAAGAGAAUGAGACCAUGUGAACAAGGCUGUUUCCAACUCUCCCCAUUUUCCUGUUCGACUGGGAGGUUCUGGAAAGAAAGA